Messenger RNA from Exophiala xenobiotica, 3600 nucleotides. RefSeq lists its product as uncharacterized. The record is from RefSeq and is a predicted model, not a curated record. Lineage: Eukaryota; Fungi; Ascomycota; Eurotiomycetes; Chaetothyriales; Herpotrichiellaceae. The coding region runs from base 82 to 1218 and encodes 378 amino acids. The transcript has a single exon. Gene Ontology annotation, cellular component: nucleus.
CCAGGAACUCGCCCAUACAUUCUUUCUCUCAAUUCACGAUCAAACUGCCAAAGACAAUCAACCCCACGCACUUCCGUCACCAUGUCCCUGGUGACAUAUUCUGAUUCAGAAGCGUCCGAUGACGAAAAGCCUCAGUUCAAAGCCGCACCACCGAAUCCUUCGACUGCGCCCACAAACAGCAGUUUUACAGUCAACAAAGCAAAUCCGAGAAAGAUUCAAGUCAAACUACAUGACACUCCUAGUAACGGCGACACCGAUGGCGAACCAGCGGCCAAAAGACCACGCGUUGGAGCUGGGGCCUUCAGUGGCUUCAACGCACUGCUUCCUCCCCCAAAACGGGAUGCAGACAUAAAGACAACCCCGAAGCCAGCCGCCAGGAAAGUGUUCAGUCUCAAGACAGGUGCCGAGCCAGGAUUCAGUCGAGAGGCGGAUGCGGAAAUGCGGCAAUUCUUUGCUGAACAAGACACCGGCGAUCAGGAUGAUACAAUACCUUCAGUCACUAAGAAAAGCGUGGGUGUCGAGGAAAACGGAUCAAUAGCACAGCCACCAAAAGGCAAUGCAUUCAUGUUCAAACCUCUCUCAGUGGCUCGGAACAACAAAAAACCAAAGCGGAAAGCAGAUACUGCAAAAAUUGUUGUCCCGAAGGGUGCUGAUGGCCUGACAACGUCUUCCCCAAGUGUUGUCCGGCCGCCGGCAGUUGAUGUAACUGCACCUGCUCCAGCACCCAAGAAAGUCAGCCUAUUUGGUAUGGGUACCGACGCUGUACCUGAAGUCGUCUCUGAGCAGCCAGACGAAGAAGACGAGAUCGUGGAAGUCCUAGACGAGCCGGAGCCGGCCUUCGACAAUUUCUCAUCUACAUCAAACGCAGUACCUUCAGCGAGCUCUGCAGCUAAUCAAGGCCAAUCCCUGGACUCAAUCGCCUCAGAUCUAGGUCUCUCCAAAGCCGACCGCCGACAACUCUUCGGCCGGCGAGGAGACUCUGGAGGAACAGCCAUCAACGUCUUCAACUUCAACACAGACCAGGAAUAUGCAGCCAAUGAAGAACUACGAGCGAGUGGCGAACAGGUGCAGCAUAAUCCUGUUCGCGGCAUCGCUCCGGGCAAACAUAGUCUCAAACAACUACUUAGCGCCGCCACGACUCAAAAAGACGCCCUAGAAGAGAGCUUCGCUACUGGGCGAAAGAACAAGAAGGAAGCUGGAUCAAAAUAUGGUUGGUAAUGGUAAUCGACCGUAUCGAGCAGGCUUUGACCUCAUGACAACCGUCUCAUAAUACAUACACAUCUUAUCGGCCACCUCCUCGGCGACGACUGAACUCUCUGUCUCCUUGCUUCAACGGUCUUCGUGCUUUCCAAUCCGGACACCAAGACGUUGCGAUCUGGACGCGUUCAAUCCUCACAAUAGGCUUACUCGUCGCCAUGCAACAUCUCUUCAUCGUGCUCUUCAUCUUCUUCUCGAUCGACGUCGUCCCCGACCUGUUCUUCAUCUCCAUCUUCAGCAUCGACAUCGUCCCCGUCCUCUUCUUCUUCUUCAUCUGCACUCGAACUGGCGACCUCCUCAUCCUCACUUUCGUUCUGCCCUCCCUGUUCAACUGCAUCCGCCGCCCGUCUCACUGGCGCAUCGAGCUGCCCAAUGACUGUUUCGGAGGUGCAGUCUCCAUGUGGUGGGUUGGCAUUGAGGCCCCCAUCAGACGUAUACACAUCAUGGGGACCCCAAUUCAUUUCCGGAAAGCGCGCCGGAGACUGGCCGCCCAUGCUGUUUGUCAUGUUGUUCGUUGCAGUGAUGAUGGGCGUCAUGAUCAUCGCAGGGUUUAUUGCUGGCUGGAAUGUCAAACUUCCAUCUGGCAAAAGACGGAACUCCUGUCGAGCGAUUUCGACGACAUUAGUCGACAUGAACAUUGGAGGAGGCAUUAGGUCAUGCGAGAGGCCUCCUUGACGAGGUGCAUUGCGCUGUGGAAUAGGAGAGCGAUUUCGACGACGAGCCAUCGCGUUGGAAUGGUUCAAGUCCAACGCUAUCCGUGGCUGAGGGUCCAGGUUGCUCUGGCUUGGUGCUGGCUGGUCUGGGUGUCCUGAUGCUCGGAGAGGGAGACAGUGGGCUUGAGAAGCUUGAAACCCAGCCGCUUGACUGGUAUGGCACUGUAAGCCGACGCCUUGAGCCUGAAUACCCGUCAUGCCUUGCACGACUUGCAUCUGUGGUGGCAUAUAUUGUUGUCGGGUGGCCAUUGAAGGGAUUGGCUGCAUCGCAUGUGGUGCAAGUGGAUGUAUUAUUGCAUUUGGAGCGCCUGCAAGAGUGUUGCUGGGAUUGUUGCCCGCUUGCUCGCGUGCAUCAGCAGCAGCAGCAGCAAUAUGAGCCUGUCGCAUGCGGGACAGGUGAUGGCUUAGCUCUCGUACGUACAAUGGAGGAGUAAGUCGAGCAGGUUGUGCUGUUGUGGAAGGAGACGCCGUGGCAGCCGAUGUAUUCAUGUUGCUGUUGUUGUUAUCGCCAUUCUGUUGACCUCCAGCGCCAGAAGCCGUGUCCGUCUGUUGUCUCCUCAUAUCUUCGAGCUGUCGUCGGGUUGGAUUGCCUUGUGGAUACACGCAAUCGUACUUGUGGUGUCUACUGCUAACGCAGUACCCGCAUACAGGUCUUACUCCGUCGCACUUCUUCUUGUGGAUGAUACACCGCACACAGCGGUUUCCCGAGGCAGUGGACCUCGCGUACACCUUGUGAGGAGGUUGCGGUGCUUGCGGUGCUUGAGGAGGAUCGUUCCCGCGCUGAUCACCGCCGUCGCCACUGGUGUUGGUGCUAGUUGCGAAGGAGGCAAAGGAGGAAGAGCAAGAGGAGGGGAAGGAGUUGCCAGUUCCAGAGUUUGAGAGAUCCAGCGCGCUUUGAGCCAUAAAGGCGAGAGAUGCCUUGUUUGACACGGCAGGAUGUGAAGACGAGAUGUCCUUGUGGCCAAUCAGGCUGUCCAAGGCUGGCGCAUCAGGGGCCGCACGGCCACCACGCUCAUCACUCUGGCCAUUCAUUGUUUACAUCGAUGAUGUCGCGAGCAGAAGGAAGAAUUAGGACGAACGAAACCACGACUCGGAUGGUGAAAGGAAAAAGGGUGUGAGAAAGUCGCGAUUGAAUUUACUGCUGCAGUGCUAUGUUUUGGUUCUCCGUUCCUUUCUGCCACACCGGGACGGCCAGCGCGGUCAAGGCAGUGAGAGUGACUACACAGGUCACGGGCAUUUUUCUUCACCGCACACGCGGCAUGCUGGACGAGAGGACUCCCAUAGAAAGCCAGCUGACUGUGCACGAAGAGGUGUGUACAACGGGCACCAAGUAGUCCAUGAUGCCGACGCAAGGCGUUGGAAAGCAACCUGUAUUUCUCAGAGAUAUGAUGCUUUUUUUUUCGGCCGGGAAACCACUUCUCCAGGGAAGUCACUUAACGUCAGCCAGACCUCUCAGCUCAAGAUGGUAUCCGGAUUCUCCUUAUGCCUAGGCCAGAACCUAGCCUCGAUUUCAGGUGUACAAUCAAUACCGGGCACCGAAAAGGCAAUCCGCUUGUUUACGAUUUAAGACACGGCCUGUGUUCUCCAAGGGCGAUAAAGCACUAUUCAACCUUUGAGCUUUUCACUUGAG